UCGGCGGCUACGCGGUGGGGGAGAGAACGGACGACGACGGUUGUUCGGUCGUGUACGCCGCGCGCGCGCACCGCCGACCGGUCGUCCGUCCGUCCGCCAACAGUCGGGCUACGUAGUCGCAGCGUCCAGGUCCUGUACUCGUUACGCGUCUCAUCGCGCGCACAAGUGAUGUUCUUCUCCCGCCGUGACAGCGGCACCGCAGGAUAGUGGACCGAUCGAAACCGCGGACAAUCCCGGUGGCGGGACCGACCGCAAUGGCCGCUUCGGCCGUGACCAGGGCGCACAAUCGGGCCAUCGCAAAGGGCACCGAUCCAAAGGCGGCCACAUGCCGAGCAAAGUUACAAAGAGCCCGGUCUGCUCUGAAUCGGCAAAUGGACAGAGAGCUACGGUUACGAGAGGGCGCGGAGAAUCUACUGCGGGCCACCUCCAAGGACGGCGGUGGUGAUAGCAGUGGCGUGGGCGGCGUCAGGACCAAGAGCAAGAGCAGAAAACUCAUCAGACAGACGGUCGCGUUGGAGUUGAGUUUCCUCGAAUCCAACGUGCGGCUGCUGGCCGACGAGCUGGCCGAGCUCAACGGGUCGGUGGACGUGUACCAGUACCGCGACGAAGACGACGACGAUGAGGACCGCGGCGAUUUCGACAGACACUGCAGCGGCUAUCCCGGCGGCGCAGACGGACCGACGACUAACCGACCGCGUCGUCGGCAACGUCAAAUCCCCAUGAUAGCCGUGCCCCUGAAAGAUACUAGGCCCAUCGAUUUCCGACCGCCGCUCGAGCGGUUCAUCAGUCAACAUUACGGCGUGGACAUAUCAACGGAAACGAAUCAUACGGACAGCGACGAUGACGACGACGACGACGAGAACUACGGCAGCGGUGCACGUCGGCGUUCGCUAUCGUUACGCGAAGCCGUCGACGAGUUGACGCAGCUCCGGCUGGACACGCAGACGCCUAGCCGUGACGCGGACGGCGUGCGACUUUUACUGCGGUAUUACCGCCAGCUGUACUACGUGGACCGCCGGUUUUUCCCGCCUUCUUCGGCGACAGCGACCGCACCGCGAAAUCAUCCACUUCACAACCAUCAGCAACAGGACAACCAUUACCGUCAGAACAAGCAGCAGCAGGCACCUGACGCGUCGUCGUCACUACCAGCCAUUUAUUUCGAGUGGUAUGAUUCGUUCGGCGGUCCCGUCCCGUCCUGUGGACAACGCACGGUCCGAUUCGAACAGGCGUGCGUGCUGUUCAACGUGGCGGCGGUGCACACGCAAAUGGGCGCCAAGUAUGACCGCCGUUGCACCAACGUCGGUGGCAGAGACGACGACGACACCAGCGGCACUGGGAAACCGACCGCCAGCUCUUCGUCGACAUCGACCGGACCGGAAACCGUGGACGGUGCCGUGGCCGCGGCGCAAUGUUUCCUGAGGGCGGCCGGCGCGUACCGGCACAUCGGCGAUACGUUCGCCAACGCUCCGGCCCGGGCUGCCGAUCUUCGCGCCACCGUCGUCCUUUACGCCCUUAUGAUGGCCCAGGCGCACGAGUGCGCUUUUGAGAGAUUGCAGUGGCGGUUCUUGGCGUCCGUCCGGCAUCGUUGUCGCCGUUUUCGCCGCGAGGAACACGUCCGCAAGCUGCCACUCCAGACCGAGGCCGGCCGCGGUGCACCGAACGCGUCCGCGAAACGAUCGUCGACGGUAACGGCGGCGGGUGGCGGUUCGAACGACGUGACUGUGAACUACUCGCCGUCCUGGACGGAUUUGGCGCGCGAAGCGGCUCACUUGUCGCGAAUGUACGGGGACGUGGUGUACAACAGCAGCUGUCGUCCCAGCGACGGGGCCGCGCAAGGUUCAAAGGAAAACAGCGGCGAGCAGGGAGGCGCGCACUCGUCCAUGCUGCCGGACGUUUGGGUGUCCGUGUGCAGAAUCAAAGACCGACACUACGCCGCGUUGGCUUACCGUUACGCGGCGUGCGCGCUGCUCCCGUACUACCGGUGCACCGUCGACUCGUCUGAUGACAGGCCGCACCACGGCCGACGCCGAUGGCGAAACGCUAAUGACUCGAACGCAGGUGAACUGUUCCAAGAGCUAAUGACGGCCGCGGCUGCCGCGGGCUUGGAGAUGGCGGAAGACGACGAAGUGACGUCAGAAACCAUGCGGCAACAGCAGCGAUGCAAGCACCUCGGUAAACUGUUGCUCGAAGCGGCAGCAGCAGCGCAUGAUCGAGCAGCCCGUGCACAACGAUUAUGUCGACAACUCCGGGCUAAAGCUGAAUGGAACACUUCUGGUGGCGGCGGAUUACUAGCCGGAGUAUUGGAUCGGGAAAGGCAGCGAACAGUACGAUUGUUGUUAAUGCAUCGUCGCAACGACGAUGAAUACGGUACCACAAAGAGCAACGACGAAGACGAGGACGAUGAAAAUCACUGUUGCUGCCGUUACCGUUGCUUCAGCGAUGACGAGGACAACAGUAACGGCGACGCGACGAAGGCGACCAAGGAACGUCGUUAUGAGGAUUAUCACGACUGUUGCUCAGAUGACGAAGGUACGGACGCUGCCGCAGUCGCGGAUUACUGUUCCGGCAACGCUGACCAAGAGGAAUUCACUGCGGCUGGAAUAGCCGGUAUACCCGGCUUGGACGUGGAUCGCGGUGUGCUCAUCAGACCCCGUACUCGAUUUCGGCUGAUGUCGAUCGCACCGGACUUCACGGACACCGGAGACGGUGACGACGAUGUUGACGGCGUGACGACCGCGACUAAACAGCGUGGCGGUGGUGACGAUCGACCACGGCAAAGGCAACACUUGCACGAGGCAGCUGAUCGAGAAGAACGCCGAGCCGACCUGUUUGCCGGGCUGGGCCCGGUGGCCGUGUUCUCGGCCCGUCACCGGUACACUCGGCCCCGGUGGGUGAAGAUGGUCCGAGGCAGCCGUCACCGGUCCACCGCAGUCGACGCCGGUGACGAUCACGACGAAUCGCCUGCCACCGUCGAUCCGAUUCAACUCGUGGACAGGUGGUUCGGGUUCGAGUUGCGCAGUCACGGCGGCGGCGCGACGGCUGCGGUGCCGCCGGCCUCCGUGGGACACGUCCGAUCCAAUUCCCAGGCACAGUACGCUGGUCUGAAACGAGGGGAUAUUGUGGUGGAGUUGAAAUGCACCGGGAACGGUGUUGACCGUGUUCUGGACGUCAGGUGGGACACGUGCCGACGUGUAGCCGAGCUCAUCGUAAACAAUCAAAGACGUCGGCACUACGGUUCCGGCGACAGUGGUGGUGUGUCCGUGCAAUUGAAAGUUGUAACGCCAAUCACUGCAGCGGUGGCGUCUGAUGGACACGCGACCAAGUCAACGUCAAUGGACCCGAACAAGAUGUAUCCCCGAAGGAAAACAACCACGUCGGUGAUGACUUCAUCUCAACAUUCCAGCCUGCCACCAGCACAGAUGUUGUCGCAGUCAACCUCCAAACAACGACGUCAACGAAGACAGACAACUAAUAGUGGCAAUGACACUACUGAUAGUACUAACAAAAUAAAUACAUGGUUAUGGAAUCCUUUCCGGCGGCGGCGGAGAAGCGUGAUCGGAAACAAGUGUUAGUAAAUACUUGCCCUGCCCUCCAUUCAAUAAUUAGCAUUGUAUCUAUCUGGUUGUUGAGUAAAACAGGUUAUAGGAUAAAAUUCAACUAUUACUUGUUAAUAAUAAAUGCGAAAUAAAUGUAAAUGUUUACUAUUUU
Sipha flava (yellow sugarcane aphid) is the source of this 3708-nucleotide messenger RNA. RefSeq lists its product as uncharacterized. Lineage: Eukaryota; Metazoa; Arthropoda; Insecta; Hemiptera; Aphididae. The record is from RefSeq and is a predicted model, not a curated record. Bases 255 to 3572 code for a protein of 1105 amino acids. Gene Ontology annotation, biological process: signal transduction; negative regulation of stress fiber assembly. The transcript has 12 exons.